Trichomycterus rosablanca is the source of this 1902-nucleotide messenger RNA. It is a transcript of the gene znf653, whose product is annotated as zinc finger protein 653. Gene Ontology annotation, molecular function: RNA polymerase II cis-regulatory region sequence-specific DNA binding; DNA-binding transcription factor activity, RNA polymerase II-specific. Bases 1 to 1893 code for a protein of 630 amino acids. NCBI's taxonomy places the organism in Eukaryota, Metazoa, Chordata, Actinopteri, Siluriformes, Trichomycteridae. The transcript has 10 exons. The record is from RefSeq and is a predicted model, not a curated record. Gene Ontology annotation, biological process: regulation of transcription by RNA polymerase II.
AUGGCGGCUGCGUGCACUGAAAGCACGACUAAGCUGCAUUUUAAACAACCCAGGGAUCAAAUGCAUAGCUUAUUGCGGCGCUGCAGGGGUCGACCCAGGCUGUCAGACUCGGACCGAGCUCGUCGAAGACUUGAAUCGAGGAAGAAGUACGAUGUGAGGCGGGUUUACCUCGGAGAAUCCCAUAAGAUCUGGAGCGAACUGCGGGAGAGAAGCAGCAUGAGCGACGCUGCACUGGCUGAGUAUUUAAUUCUGCUUAACUGCACCUACGGACACAAAUACCAGCUGAAAUACUGCAAGAAGAAGAACAUGGCGGAACUGUGCAGAACUCAGAAAAAGGGUACGAAGGUGCCUUCUACCAGCUUGCAGAGCUUGUUAAGCUGGUACCAGGAGCACAGCCGAAUGUGCCCCCAUGAGCCCGAGCUGCAUGCUGUGGAGCCAUCACUGGGUCUGUCCAUCUCUGUGCUUUGGCAGUGCAGCACUAAACAUUCGUUUGUACAACAAUUCUCGUGGCCUGCUGGAGGUGACAGUGAAUCUGAGGAGGAUGACAAUGACAGUGCUGAGCAGGAGGAGGAUGGCAGAGCUGACAGGAUCACUGCAGCAGCUGUCAACACAAACACCCAGGCUACAGAUGAGGGUGACAGUACUACACCACAGGUGUCUGAAGUGGCUGAUCAGAUGUCCACCACAGUUUUCAGUCAUCUCCCAGAAACCUUUGCCAUGCAAAGCCACCCUAUCGCUUCCUCACCUUCAUUAGAAAACCAAGACAUGUGGGAGUCAGGGACAGAACGAGAAGAAGAAACGAUUAUGCCCGAGUAUGAAAAUAAAUUGGGAGAUGGUUUUCCAAGGAAAGAUAUAAGCAACUUAAAGACUGUUACUGUGGAAAGAGAUCAAGAUGAAAUAGAAGAUUUUAAGUGUGUGGUGAUCAACGUAGCUUUGAUGGACAGCUUGGUAAGGGAGGAUGGGGCGAGUCAUGUUACUGAAGAUGUGGAGGAGAACAGGGCACAACCGAUGUCUCAAGGUUUGGCUCACAUACCCUCAGCAGUGACUCCGGUUCAAGCAGACAUGUACGAAACCUCAACACAACAGAGUGUUGUGGAAAGCUGUGAGCUGCCAGAUAAGCAUAUCACAGUGCAGGGAUCCCAGCUGAUCAUAAUCACAGAUGCGGAUUACGAAGCCAUGAUGUCCGAAGGUGUUCCAGUCAACACGGGUGGCGAAGACGUGGAGGAGGUCACAUGCACAGUGAAGCAUGGCAUGUCAUACAACCAAUCAGAAACAGUCCUCCAGAACAGCAUCCCAGAAACAGACGUCACUGGUCUGAAUAAGAAAAAGCUGUUAAAGCCCAGUGAGGAAUCACACCAUCAAAGAGAGGUGCAGCGCUGUUUAAACAGGACAAAGAGGAGUCGUCGGGGUCCUGUUAUUGAGGCUGACGGCAUGCUAAAAAUGUUCCACUGUCCAUAUGAGGGCUGCAGCCAGGUGUACGUGGCCAUCAGCAGCUUUCAAAAUCAUGUGAACCUGGUACACAGAAAAGGUAGGACAAAGGUGUGUCCACACCCAGGCUGUGGGAAGAAGUUCUACCUUUCUAACCAUCUUCAUCGACAUAUGAUUAUUCAUUCAGGAGUGCGAGACUUUAUCUGCGAGACUUGUGGAAAGUCCUUCAAACGCAAGAAUCAUUUAGAGGUCCACAGACGCACUCACACAGGAGAGACACCCUUACAGUGUGAGAUCUGUGGCUAUCAGUGUCGACAGCGGGCAUCCCUCAACUGGCACAUGAAGAAGCACACGUCCGAGGCUCACUUCAGCUACACCUGCGAGCACUGUGGCAAACGCUUUGAAAAGCUUGAUAGUGUAAAGUUCCACAAGCUCAAAAGCCACCCAGAUAAAGAACCUGCCUGAGAGAGACAG